Triticum turgidum subsp. durum (durum wheat) is the source of this 426-nucleotide messenger RNA. The record is from the annotation of a GenBank genome assembly. Lineage: Eukaryota; Viridiplantae; Streptophyta; Magnoliopsida; Poales; Poaceae.
AUGGCGCCAGCCGGAGGACGCACUACCCAUCUCCUCCUGCUCGCCCUCCUCCUGUCCUUCGUCCUCGCCUCCUCCGCGGACGGGAGCUACCCGGAGCACCCCAGCCCGGGCGCCGGGGGAUUCUUCAGUGGCAUACCGUGGUUCCGCGGCGGACAGCCGAGUGGCGCCCGAGGUGCCGGAGGCAUGGGCGCCGGGUUCGGUGGCGGGUGGGGCGCCGGCGGCGUUGGGCCAGGGGGCGGGUUCGCGCGGCGCGGGGUGGUGCAGCCGUCGGUGGUCUGCGCCGAGCAGGGUCCCUGCUACCAGCAGCGGCUCACAUGCCCGUCCAAGUGCUUCAGCUCGUACAGCUACCAUGGGAAAAAUGGCGGGGGAGGUGGUGGCGGCGGUGGGUGCAGCUUCGACUGCACCAGCUGCGAGGCCCACUGCUGA